Aspergillus tanneri is the source of this 1497-nucleotide messenger RNA. Its product is annotated as senescence-associated domain-containing protein. Lineage: Eukaryota; Fungi; Ascomycota; Eurotiomycetes; Eurotiales; Aspergillaceae. Bases 1 to 1497 code for a protein of 498 amino acids. Gene Ontology annotation, cellular component: plasma membrane. The transcript is spliced from 2 exons. The record is from RefSeq and is a predicted model, not a curated record. Gene Ontology annotation, biological process: cell division.
AUGGCAUCCCCCGCUCAAGAUCCCCGGCUGCUGUAUAGCAUAAAUAACAUCAAGGCAUUCCACCUGCAAAAUGGCGAGGAAUCCGAUCUUACGCCGUCCGGGCCCCAGACUCUGUCUCUUCUGAUGGUACCGACAAACGCCUCUGUGCCACAGAAUUCCCCGGAUGCCACACCCGAAGAGGAUUUCUAUCUUCAUCUGCAUCUGCCGCCUGAGCUGGACCUGGCCCUUCCGGCCACCACCCAGAUUUACCACCAACCUCCGAGCAGCUUCCUAAUCCCCCGCUGGGAUCUAGGCCCCGAUGCGGGCGCUUUCAUCCGGAUUCAAUUCCCCGGCAUCGGAUCAGGCCCUGAUAAGGUGACUCAGGAGGAUGUGGAUACCUUUGAGACUAUCCUAGCUCAAUGCACCGCAUUCCUGGAGCACGCGCCUCCACCAACACCCAAGAGCCAUGCUCCGUACAAUCCGGCCAACUUUGCCCCUGGAGAGGGCUACGUCUCCUCCGGCAGUGCGACUCAGCCUGAUCCACAUGGCCGGAUUGUGCUCGUGGACGAGGAAAAUGGCAGCGUUGUGGGUGAGAUGGAGGGAUAUGACGUGGUUGAAAAACCGGGAGUGAAACCUGGCUCGAAGCGGCCAGUGGAAGUUCAACUCCCUAGCGAAGGGGAAGGGAACCAGAUCAGUGUCAGCAAUGUAUCCGAAGAAUACCUGCAGAUGGCUCGUCAUCCAGCGUACAAGGGCUCGACCAUCGUUCAGACGUCCGCCAUGGCUUCCCGACUGCUAGUGACCGGAUCGACGUACCUGGCCAGUGCUAUGGCCACUGGAGCUGAUACUUUCACAAAGAAGACUAAGCCUAACCCCAAACCCAUGGCUUUCUCCGAUACCACGCACACCAGGGUGCGGAAAAUCGGUGAUUUCUCCCACACCGCGGCCGGCCUUUCCGCGCGGACCGUGGGCCAGGUGGGCAAGUAUGCUCAGAACUUCGGGGCCUCUCUGGCCCGCCGCAAGGAGAAUGAGAAGAACAAGGGCGUCGACAAAUCCGGGAACGGCACCGAAUACAAACCCGGAAUGCUGAACAAGUCCAUGAUUGCCUUUUCGACCCUGGUGGACGGCAUUGAACAGAGCGCACGAAACGUCUUGAUUACCGGCUCGUCGGCCGCCAGUACGAUGAUCGGACAUCGCUAUGGCGCGGAAGCGGGCUCCGUUGCCACCGAUUUGACGGGAGGCGUGAAGAAUGUCGGGCUGGUCUACAUCGAUGCCACCGGAGUGAGCCGCAAAGCCGUGCUGAAGUCGGUGGCUAAAGGCAUGGUGGUAGGUCGCAUGCGUGAUGGCAAGCAGGUAGUCGUCGGGACAGGAGACGGCGGCGAGGUUCCAUCUGGUACACCAAGUUCAAGCCGUGAUCCCGUUAUGAGACGGCGGUCGCCAAACCCAACACCACCGCCAGCAUACGGCGCCCCAGACACCGUGUCUCUCGGUGGAAGCGGCAUGUCGGGGGGGAAGCGUUAG